Messenger RNA from Ostertagia ostertagi, 1353 nucleotides. The record is from the annotation of a GenBank genome assembly. NCBI's taxonomy places the organism in Eukaryota, Metazoa, Nematoda, Chromadorea, Rhabditida, Trichostrongylidae.
AUGUCAGAUUCGUUUCGAUGUUAUAGAGAGAAUUCUGCUAACGGAUACCUCACUGAUGAUGACGAUGAUCGCGAUCUUUCUCCAAAUGCACGACUGGACCUUCCCGAGAAGCUGCCUGAAAGCAACGACGAAGAGGUGGACGGUCUACGUAGCUCCUCGAAUGAUUCCGUUCAGGAUGUGGUUUGCUCUUCUCCUAUAACUCCAAUAGAACUACCAGCAUCAGGACCGUCGCUGUCAGACUCGUUGGCCUCACUCACUGUAGAUGAAAUGUCCCAAAUAGGGGCUGCUGCUGAUCGAAGUCGAUCUUUCAUCGGAGGGCAAGACCCAGACGAACCUCUAUCCCCCUAUUCUGCCCGGUUAGCGAAUGAUCCAUCUUCGAAGGGAAAGUUACGAGACCGUCUGCUACGGAAGACGCUGUCGAAGUCGAGGAAGGAUGAAGUUCCCCGGCACGUUUUACCAUUUUCGACCGUUGGUGAAGAAGUGGUCGAUGUCCGUAAACUUGCUCUCGAGAAUCCAGAUGAAGAUAUUGUGGAAGAGUCGAUUGUAACAAUGGAUGCAUAUCCUGAGCCGGACGAUAUUGUGGUGCUCUACGAAAGCAAGGACAAGGGUAGAAAAAGUGAUGUUGACAAAAUAGAUCGCUCACGAGGUGAUGCGGAGCCUGACGUUAUAACAAUUGAUUCAUCCUCCGAUGAGGAAAAUGGAGAUUUCUGCUCUACAAAUCGGGAAGCCCCACCUUGUAACAAGAGAUCGCGCUCGCCUGAGGAAGUCAAGGUGGUCAAGACGGUGUCAAAGUUUUCACAUGAUACCACUGGAGUUCUAGAAAACAAACUUGCAAAUUUGAAUGCGCUGACCACUCGUCCACUCGCCCUACCAGAUGGUGGAGAAAAGCUCCUCCAGCACAUUAACGAUGUUCGCGAGGAGUUAAAAAUAAGAAAACAGAUAUAUAACGACACCGUCACUGAUGUACCGGACUUCCUUAAAGACAAUGCUCACGAUGGCUGGGAGGCGGAGUCAAGGUUAAGCAGAUACUUGAGGGUUUACUAUACUGGAUUGAAUAAGCUCUUCAGAGCCAUCACAUCUCAACCAGACGCUCAACAACUCACAGAAACUCCAGAAGGACUUUUGGUCCCCUUGAAGGAGCACCAAAUGUCGGGCCUGACAUGGAUGAAGUGGCGAGAAUCAUUGUCUCCCAAAGAGGAAUUCUCAUUAAUACCAUCGAACGCCACUCUAGUGAUUGCACCUGCGGCGCUAAUUUAUCACUGGGAGACAGAAAUCAGAUCUCGUUGCGAAGAUCACUUGCUGAAGAUAAAAGUUUAUCACAAUAACAGGAAAAACGUUCAGCAUGAAAUGUGA